AUGAUGUAAUGCGGGUAGAUGAUAUCAGAGAGAGGACACACAUUUGAGCCUCACUCGGCUUGCUACUUUGAGCACUGCUAAAUAGUCCCUGUCGAGACCGCACCCGACAUCUUCUGAUAAUUAGUAGCACUUGUUUGUCAAUUACCUCCUCUGCUGUUACCAGAGCAGUGAGUGCGCGCCGCCAUGACUGCGUUUGAAAUUAUAGACACGUACGCCGUGCAAGGCAUCAAAGUAUUCGAAUACCUCUUCGACGUCCCGCUAGACUACAACGACACGCGCUCGACCACCACCAUCAAGAUCUACGCCCGACGCGUGGUGCCCAGUGACGAGGCAGGCGAGAAUGAUCCGAACGCAUGCAAGCGGCCUUACAUGGUUUAUCUGCAGGGCGGACCGGGGUUUGAAUGCGAGGCGCCGUUGUCGAAAAGUGGUCGGACAAAGGAGGUUUUGGAUAGAGGGUAUCAGAUGCUCUAUCUCGACCAGCGAGGAACUGGAUAUAGCUCUCCGAUUUCAUACGGAACUUUGAAGGAUCUUGAGUCCGACGACGCGAAAGCUCACUACCUAUCUCUAUUCAGAGCAGACAACAUCGUCAAGGACUGCGAACAAAUCCGCAAGACGCUACUCCAGGACGCGACAGAGAAGAAAUGGUCGCUGCUCGGACAGUCGUUCGGCGGGUUCUGCUGCGUGACUUAUCUCUCGUUCUUCCCUGCGAGCUUGAAAGACGUGCUGAUCACGGGCGGUGUGCCGCCUUUGGUUGAUUCCCCGGAUCCGGUUUACGACGCUCUUUACAAGCGCGUAAUCAAACGGAACGAGGCGUACUUUACGAAAUUCCCCCAAGACGUCGCCAAGCUAAGAAAAAUCUACACAUUUCUGGCAUCCAAGCCCGUCGUGCUUCCGAACGGCGGCACUCUCUCUGUCGAGCGGUUUCAGCAGCUCGGAUUGGAUUUCGGAAGACAUCAGGGCCUGGAUGGUGUACAUCAACUUGUGUCGAAAGCUGCGUUUGAUCUGAGCCAUUUUGGAGAGAUCACGUAUAACACUCUUAGCCGGAUCCAGAACGCGCAGGGCUUUGAUUCGAAUAUCUUGUACGCAUGUGUGCAUGAGGCUAUCUACUGUCAAGGACAAGCGAGUGAUUGGUCUGCUGAGAGGCUUCGUGGGGGGUAUGCGCAGUAUUUCAACUUUGAGCAUAUAAUCGCGCAGGGAGAUGAGAGUAUCCCUAUUUAUUUCACCGGCGAAAUGAUUUACAAAUCAAUGUUUGACGAUUACGCCGAGCUGCGCCCGAUGAAAGCCGUAGCCGACAAACUAGCGACGAAAGCAGACUGGCCGGCCCUCUACGAUCUCUCGACGCUGAACAAGACGACGGCGCGGGUGAGCGCAGUGUCGUACUUCAACGACCCGUACGUCGACCUCGAGCUCUCGGUCAAGGCCGCGGCGGAGAUCAGGGGCUGUCGGCAGUGGGUCACGAGCGAGUUUUUGCAUAACGGGUUGACUAUGAAUCCGGCGCGGGUGCUGGGCGAGUUGUUUAGGUUGUUGGAGUGUGAUGUGGAUUAGAGUCGUAGUAGCGUUGCUGCAUUAUGUUACAGAGA
Myxozyma melibiosi is the source of this 1580-nucleotide messenger RNA. Its product is annotated as Alpha/Beta hydrolase protein. NCBI's taxonomy places the organism in Eukaryota, Fungi, Ascomycota, Lipomycetes, Lipomycetales, Lipomycetaceae. Gene Ontology annotation, biological process: proteolysis. The transcript has 11 exons. The record is from RefSeq and is a predicted model, not a curated record. Gene Ontology annotation, molecular function: peptidase activity. Bases 184 to 1545 code for a protein of 453 amino acids.